AGAAAAGGGGUGGGAUAGCGCUGGGGCUGGAUGGCACCAGCCCUCCCCGCGCUCCCACCCCAACUCUGCUGCCGUCACGUGGUGCUUGUAGUGGGAGGUGGGAAGAAGAGGCGAGACUUUUUUUUUUUUGGGUGCUCUGGCUUUCUGGGUACUUUCCUUCACUAUCAGCUGCAAACUCCUGAGGCGCGGCACUCCGCGGAGACAGCCAAAGAGAGCAGAGCGCGCAGAGCUCAGAACACGAAGCUUGGAGCCCGGGAGCGCCGAGCCCCGAGCCCUGAGCCGGGCGAUGUGGGCGCUGCUGGCUGCACCUGGGGCUUCUCUCCGUGGCGGCGGCGGUAGCACAAGCGGCUGCAACGAGGGCCACAGCAAAAGCAGCAGGAGCCGCCACAACCGGUGCCGUCUCUGAUGCACCUUCCGCUCCCAGUCUGCCGGCUCCGGGAGGAUGUGGUUCCUCGGUAUCGUUACUACUUUUUGGGGAUUGUUUUUGCUUCCAGGUUUUGCCCUCCAGAUCCAGUGUUAUCAGUGUGAAGAAUUCCAGCUCGAUGAUUGUUCCUCCCCUGAAUUCAUUGUGAACUGUACAGUCAAUGUCCAAGACACUUGUCAGAAAGAAGUAAUGGAACAAAGUUCUGGAAUUCUGUAUCGCAAGUCCUGUGCAUCGUCUGCUGCCUGUCUCAUUGCCUCAGCUGGAUACCAAUCCUUCUGCUCCCCAGGGAAAUUGAACUCAGUCUGUAUCAGCUGCUGUAAAUCCUCACUCUGCAAUGGGCCCCGGCCCAAGAAAAGGGGCAGCUCAGCUGCAAUGCCAAGGCCAGGGCUGCCCACCACCAUUCUUCUCUUGAAACUGGCCUUCUUCUCAGUGCACUGCUGAGAUAGAAGGAGGCUCCCCUCCCCACCCCCCCCCUUGUUUGUUUGGCCCUUUGUCUUCCUUCAACCCUCUUGGUUAUCUUCUGAAAAUGUUUAUAUAGCA
Messenger RNA from Phascolarctos cinereus (koala), 964 nucleotides. RefSeq names its product LY6/PLAUR domain containing 1 (gene LYPD1). The record is from RefSeq and is a predicted model, not a curated record. Gene Ontology annotation, biological process: acetylcholine receptor signaling pathway. Gene Ontology annotation, molecular function: acetylcholine receptor inhibitor activity. Lineage: Eukaryota; Metazoa; Chordata; Mammalia; Diprotodontia; Phascolarctidae.